Molecule: messenger RNA, 1292 nt
Organism: Geodia barretti
Lineage: Eukaryota; Metazoa; Porifera; Demospongiae; Tetractinellida; Geodiidae
Source: the annotation of a GenBank genome assembly
CAGGUUAACCGCGCACACAUACUGAGAUCAAGUACCGUGAGAUCGUGGAAAAUCCCGAGCGACUAGACUCCAAUCUGGACGGAAAUGCGGCGGCUCCUAGUAUAAAAACCGUUCCGUGACAGGCUCAAACUCAAGGAACCGCUCUGCAAGAUCAACUCAGCGAAGAAAAUUCUCAACAACGCAAUCCCCAAAGAAGCAGCUCUACUGGACUCAUUAUGGACAACUACUGUUUCUUCAGAAACACUCCUGAUAAGUGUCCAACAACCCCCACGCAAGUCAAUCAGACGACUCUUGGGCAGUGCACCUGUCAGUGUACUUGUCGCACUAAUCCCCGCACCAAUCUGGAUCCCGAAGGACCUGUGAGUGUGAUCGGCACUCUGGUGAUCUAGUCGUCAUUCCAGGCGUUCCUGACCCUGGCAUCACUACUCGCUUUGGUAAUCCGCUACAACGGAUUCUAGUUGUGACGACGAACGAAUUCGACGAGGAAGUGCUGCGGGUCACGUACGACGACAACGGUGCCAACAACCAGUGGGGCUUUCAUGAAGGGGGUGGCAGUAUUCAUGUUACAGAACUGUUCAGAACUCCUGGUUUAGGCGGCUUAUUAGUUGAGAUUAUGGGGGUCACCCCGCCGUCUUUCCCAGAGGUCAAAUGGCGUCUGACUGUCAGUGAGGACGAAGGAGUACCUGACAGAUUCCUAUAUUCUUGCCAGAGGAACCUGAGAGGGUGUAAACCCACAACUGCACACCCAGUUCAAUAUGGAGGUGGAUCAAAAUACGGGGCGAACUGCUUUUAGCUUCACCACAACACAAGGUGAAACCCCCAGAAAAUACUACCUCGUCCCGUCAGUUGAGGAUGGAGUCCGAUACAUUGAGACAAAGGAGACUAAUGACCCUGAACACGUCUUCCAAACUCUAAGCAACAGAAGUAACCUCACUAUUAUUUCCUCGAGUAACACCAUAACUACUGCAACAGAAGCACUUGAGGUGGAAAACUAUGAUGUAGCAUUAUACACUCAAGACAAAGCAUAAAUUAAACAUCACUAUUUUACCCUUUUGCGAUUAUUAAAUUGCUGUCAUUUUGCUAACAAUUUUUUGUAUCCUGGUCUCAGUGUCGUCAGCACAACAGAGCAAUGUGCGGGCAGAACAUGAAUUACUAUAAUUAUACUUACUAUUAAACUCAGUAUGAUUACUAUUAUACUCAGUAUUGAGGGGAGGUUCUCACAAGAUAGCGAAAGAUCUGCACUUGUCAUCACAGGUGCAGGUGGGAGCAUUAAUUUUGUGCACAUGCGCAAA